GGAUCCGCGGCUGCAAGCCCAGACUUUCGCAGCUUCGAUCGUCUGACGUCCUCAUUUCAUCGCAGUGCGGAUAUGCAUCCCUUCGUUCGAUGGUAUCCAGGGAGAAGCAGUCGAGAUGAAGCGCAGUAGAGGCAGUCCGCUCGGUCGCAGGAGCAGGAAUUAAAGAACUCGAUGGGCAGAGCGCACUGUGCCAGGAGCAGCGGAUCGGAGAUCUGGUAGGGCUGAUCCUGAUCGACUGGUGAUUUCACGAUUCAGCGGUGCAGCACUGGCACGGGCGCAAUGACGUAGCCGACAGCGCAUUCUCGUUUUUGACUCCGGAGCUUCCGCCCUUAAAGCCCUUGCAGCCCGGCUACAAGCUUCUCUCCCUCAUCAUCACAUCUUCACCUUAAUCCCGUGUCUCUAACUCUAUACUCACCGUCGCGACAAUCUUGCAAAAUGGGUCUAGGUGGAGUUCAGCUCGGCCUCCGGGUGUGGCAGUUCGUCUGGACGGUCCUCGUCAUGGCCCUCAUCGGUAACAUGAUCGCGCAAGCCUUCGCCGGAAACCCCGCGACAGUCAACUAUGCCAUGUGGACGUCGUCGUUCUCGCUGCUCACGCUCUUCUACCUCGUCCCGGCAUCGUUCAACCCCGACUGGGCCAUCCACCCGAUCAUCAUGAUCGUCCUGGACGCUCUGAACUUUAUCUUCUUCUUCUCCAACGCGAUCGCUCUCGCCGCUAGACUUGGGUGCCACAGCUGCGGCAACCAGGAGUACAUCCACAGCAACGAAAUCACCAGCGGCUCGACCAACCCGUCGAAACGCUGCCGGGAGGCUCAGGCAUCAGUGGCAUUCCUCUGGUUUGCGUGGGCUGGGUUCGCGGUCUCACUGGUCCUUUCGAUCCUGCAGUCCCGCCGCGCUGGCGCCAAUCUGCGUCCUCGCGUUGGCCCUGCCCGCGGUAGCCGUCCCGGCAUGUCCCAGGUCUAAGACGAUGCCUGUCGCAUGGCACGUUAAUGAAGGACGGCACUAAAAAUGUCGAUGUCUGUCACGUCUGUCACGUCAAUAUCUUAUGGUCCAUUUCGACGACAGUAUACGGGAUACGUGUCG
Molecule: messenger RNA, 1080 nt
Organism: Aspergillus versicolor CBS 583.65
Lineage: Eukaryota; Fungi; Ascomycota; Eurotiomycetes; Eurotiales; Aspergillaceae
Product: MARVEL domain-containing protein
Exons: 3
Coding region: 436-960 (174 amino acids)
Biological process (GO): eisosome assembly; protein localization to plasma membrane
Cellular component (GO): eisosome; plasma membrane
Source: RefSeq, a predicted model, not a curated record